Molecule: messenger RNA, 1257 nt
Organism: Drosophila eugracilis
Lineage: Eukaryota; Metazoa; Arthropoda; Insecta; Diptera; Drosophilidae
Product: venom serine protease
Exons: 4
Coding region: 1-1206 (401 amino acids)
Biological process (GO): proteolysis
Molecular function (GO): serine-type endopeptidase activity
Source: RefSeq, a predicted model, not a curated record
AUGUGCGAACUUAAAUUUUCGAUUUUUCUCGUGACUUUCUUAGUCAGCUUAAGUAGUUUAGUUCGUGCCCAGCAACAGUGCACUAGGUUCUAUGAUCUACAACCAAAUCGUAUGAUUAAUAUAACCAGUUUUAACUAUCCCGGAGCCAUACCAACUGGUACUAACUGUCGAUUUCGCUUGAAAGCUCCCAGCAAUCAUGUGAUAUAUCUGAGUUGUCGAUUCGAGUUGUUCCCCGACACCUGUGGCUCAGAGUUCUUGUUCAUCUCCCGCGAUGGCGAUCUGCAGUUUCGCGAUGGUGAACGCUACUGCCGCAUGGGGCAGAUCAAUCGGAUAUCCAACUUCCAGAGCAUGGCCUUUGCCUACUAUUCCAGCAGUCCACAGACCCAGCAGCGUUCUAGACUCAACUGCCAGGCGGUGGCACGUCCAGCGCCCUGCGAUUGCGGCUGGUCUUUCCCCAACAGGAUAGCCAAUGGCGUGGAGGCAGGGAAACAUGAGUUUCCCUCAAUGGUGGGCUUAAGGGAUCUGUCCUCCAAUCUGCCUAUAUUCUGUGGUGGAACCAUUAUCAGCGAUAGGUUCAUUAUGACGGCAGCGCACUGUACUGCCAGGCAACCGGUUGCCAGUAGGCUGUUGGCUUUGGUGGGAGAGCAUGACUUAAGCACAAGUAGUGAAUCUAUUUAUGCCGCUCAGCAUCGCAUUCAGAGUAUCAUUAACCAUCCUGGCUAUAUGGAAACUGCUUCUGAUAACAUAAACGACAUAGCUCUGCUCCAGACGGUAACGCCCAUGGAAUGGUCCCGAGGAGUUGCACCCAUUUGUCUGCCCAUUCGACAGGCAGAUAGCAACUUUAACUACCAAAAUGUAGACAUCACCGGCUGGGGAACCUUAGGCUUUGCUGCUGCCAAAUCGAAUACCCUGCAAAAGGCCACCCUGCUGACCAUGGACAAUGCCGUCUGCCGUAGUCGUCUCAACUCCAGCAUAGCUCCCAGUCAGCUUUGCACCUACGAUGCUGGAGGCAGGGGUCAGGAUUCUUGUCAGUAUGAUUCCGGUGGCCCAGUGAUCCUGCGUCAGCGGGAAAGGAUGUUCCAGCUGGGCGUGAUCAGUUUUGGCCGAGCAUGCGGUCAGCCCUUUGGCAUUGGGGUCAACACACGGGUCACUUCGCACCUCAACUGGAUGUGGCGAUAUAUAGGCGGGGCUGUGUGUGUGCGUUAAGGAAGUGCAAGUGAUGAAUGUGAAAAGAUUUGGAAACUGGGAGAAAAAAUG